AUGGCGUAUAAAUCAAUCUAUGAUUUCUCUGUUGAGACCCUGGAUAGACAGCCGGUUCCGCUCAGUAACUACAGGGGUAAAGUGCUUCUCAUCAUCAACGUUGCCACCUUCUGAGGGUCAACAAUAGAGGAGUACCACCGACUGAAUGCACUGAUGGAAAUGUUUGGUGACCUUAAUUUCACUGUCCUAGGAUUCCCCAGCAACCAAUUCGGUCUCCAGUCACCUGAGGGAAAUCAUGAAACCCUCAACAUUCUUCACCAUGUGAGACCUGGUGGUGGGUUUGUGCCAAACUUUCCUGUCUUUGGAAAAGUUGAGGUGAAUGGAUUGAACGAAGAGCCUCUUUUCACCUAUCUAAAGGAAUUGUUGCCAUUUGUGAAUCCCGUUAUUGGAGAUAUGAAGAAAUUAUACUGGUCCCCAAUCAAUGUCAAUGACAUUCGGUGGAAUUUUGAAAAGUUCUUAAUUACGGCAGAAGGCAUGCCCUUCAAAAGGUAUGAACUUCAUUGCCCCAUUGAGAAUGUGGAGAAGGACAUAGCAGGUCUUCUCUGACGAAUUUUCUUCAAUGUGUCACCGGUGGCAGAGUGACGAUCCCCCAGUAAAUGGACACGUGCACCUGUGUUGGAUCUGAUGGGAAGAGGAACAGGACUCGGGGCUUUAGUGCAUUCACUCUGAGAACGAGUUCCCCUUCAGCUACCGGAGGAGUUUGCCUGUCACAUAAAUAUGAAUAAAUAAAAACAUUUUAAAAGACA
This is a messenger RNA of Pseudoliparis swirei, 746 nucleotides long. It is a transcript of the gene gpx9, whose product is annotated as glutathione peroxidase 9. The transcript is spliced from 5 exons. NCBI's taxonomy places the organism in Eukaryota, Metazoa, Chordata, Actinopteri, Perciformes, Liparidae. Gene Ontology annotation, molecular function: glutathione peroxidase activity. Gene Ontology annotation, biological process: response to oxidative stress. The record is from RefSeq and is a predicted model, not a curated record.